AUGAAUGUAAAUAAGAAUGCUAAAUAGGUGAAUUUGAUAAGGAUAAAGGAAAAUAGAAACUUUGAGAUACAAUAUUUUUUUGAAUUUGGAACUGAAAAAUUAUGUCGAAAGAUGAGUGAUGAUGGGUAAUAUUUAAUAAGCUAUGAAGAUAGAGCAAAUGA
Messenger RNA from Paramecium pentaurelia, 161 nucleotides. NCBI's taxonomy places the organism in Eukaryota, Ciliophora, Oligohymenophorea, Peniculida, Parameciidae. The record is from the annotation of a GenBank genome assembly.